AUGCUGUGUCAGGCACUUCGAAGAUUUGGUAAAAAGCUGGUGCGCAAACAUCCGCUGGAGCAAUCUGUGGCUGAGACUGCCCCUGCCAGAACUCAGAACACUCUGGAUUUAGUGGCCCUGGGUGUGGGCUACAGAAUGGGUAUAAGUGUUUAUAUUCUGGCUGGGGAGGUGUUUGGAGUUAUAGCAGGACCAGCCAUUGUGAUCUGCUUUUUGGUGGCUGGCCUAACUUCAUUGUUGGCUGGGUUGUGCUAUGCAGAGUUUAGUGCCUGGGUUCCCCACUCUGGCUCUUCAUAUCUCUACACCUAUGUCACUGUAGGUGAACUUGGGGCUUUCAUCAGUGGCUGGAACCUCAUCCUUACCAAUGUUGCUAAUGUAGCAUUUGUUUUCCGAGCCUGGGCCUUAGCUUUUGACAGACUUUUUGGGAACCAGCUCUCUCAGAUCUUGCACGGGAGCAUUUCAUUGCAUGUUUCCCAGGACUUUAUAGAAAUUCUAGGCUAUUUUGUUGUGGGCCUUGUGAUGGUGUUCGUGGAAUUCCUGAUUUCAAACAUUAGACAGUUUUUCCUGGUUGUUACCAAAGUUUUUGCAUCAAUGAACAUUUUGGUUCUCAGUUUUAUCAUCAUCUCUGGCUUCAUAAAGGGGGACCUACACAACUGGAAGCUCACAGAAGAGGACUACAUAAAGGCUGGACUCAAUGACACCUCUAGCUUGGGUCCUCUGGGCUCUGGAGGAUUCAUGCCUUUUGGCUUCCAGGGGAUUCUCCGUGGAACAGCUACCUGCUUCUUUGUUUUUAGGAGUUUCACCAUUAUUAUUACCAGAGUUGAAGAAGCCCAGAAUCCUGAGCGUUCCAUCCCAAUGAGCAUUGUGAUUUCACUGUUCAUCUCCACAUUGAUGUAUUUUAGUGUCUCUGCAGCACUUACACUUAUGGUGCCUUACUACCAGCUCCGGUCUGGAAGCACCAUGCUAGAGGCAUUUCUUCAUAUUGGCUGGGUCCCUGCCUACUAUGUUGUAGCUUUUGUAAUUUUCUCUAAUAUUUUUUUACACAUCUUUGGCUUUACAUCCUUUUUCCUUCGGAUUAUAUGCAAGAUGGCAGAGGAUGGCCUCCUGUUCCCUGUCCUUGCCAGGAUCCAAACUGGCAUAUGCUUUCGCAUCACAGCGAUUGUCAUCUUUGUUAUUAUUGCAGUAAUCAUGGCUUUCUUUUUCAGAAUCAUUGACCUUGUGGAUCUCAGGUCACUGACGUCUCUGGUAAUUUCAUCUCUGAUAUCUUUUGGGGUUCUUAUCAUCAGGUAUCUGCCCAAAAAGAAGAGUGAGGGAAGUGAAGCUGAGGUGCAGGAGGAGAAUGAAAGAAAUGAAGCAGAGGUGCAGGAAGAGAAUGGACCCAUAGCAGAGAAGCUGACUCUACAGGGACUACUCUUUCCAGGCAGCCCCACCCCCACCCCACUCUCUGGCCGGGUUGUCUCUGUUUGCUUCUCACUCAUUGCUCUGCUGCUGACUCUUCUUUGCCUCGUGCUGGCACGAUGGCCAGAUAUACUUUCUGGAGACCCAGUGUGGAUCACUGUGGUUGUGCUGCUCCUGGUGCUCAUCACUGGGAUCACUGGGGUCAUCUGGAGGCAGCCACAGAGCUCCUCUCCCCUUCACUUUAAGGUACCUGGUCUGCCUCUCCUCCCUCUCCUCAGCAUCUUUUUGAAUAUUUACCUUAUGAUGCAGAUGACAAGUGGAACCUGGGCCCUAUUUGGUGUCUGGAUGCUGAUUGGGUUUGCUAUCUACUUUGGCUAUGGGAUCCAGAACAGCUUGGUCGCUAAUCACUCUUAA
Nyctereutes procyonoides (raccoon dog) is the source of this 1809-nucleotide messenger RNA. RefSeq names its product cationic amino acid transporter 3-like. The transcript has a single exon. Gene Ontology annotation, molecular function: amino acid transmembrane transporter activity. NCBI's taxonomy places the organism in Eukaryota, Metazoa, Chordata, Mammalia, Carnivora, Canidae. Gene Ontology annotation, cellular component: plasma membrane. The record is from RefSeq and is a predicted model, not a curated record. Gene Ontology annotation, biological process: transmembrane transport; amino acid transport. Bases 1 to 1809 code for a protein of 602 amino acids.